Molecule: messenger RNA, 2536 nt
Organism: Oppiella nova
Lineage: Eukaryota; Metazoa; Arthropoda; Arachnida; Sarcoptiformes; Oppiidae
Source: the annotation of a GenBank genome assembly
CAAACACUGCACUCGUGUGUCAACACAAGUCUUGAGAUUAACCAUUCAAUCCAUACCACAAUCCAGUGAUCAUUGGCCGCAAUGUUUGCCACUCUUCACGACGAAGACGAUGACGACUUCCACGCGAGACCGGAGACCAGCACAAAACUGGCCAACCUGUUCGAGGCCAAUGACAUCCACUUAGACCCUGACACUUCCAAUAAGUCGCUGAUAUACACGCCACCGAAGCAGCCCAAGAGGUUCGAGGUUGCCAGUAAUCCGAGCGGUGAUAGCGCUAACGCCAGCCCCGGUAAUAGUGUCAUGACUUUGAUCCACGCCUCAGCCGUCAAUGUCUUUAAAUUUGAAAAUGAUAAAUACAGUGCUCGGGGUAAAUUGGGGGCCGCCCUACUGGGCAAUCACGACACCGGUAGCUAUAAAAUGGUUUUAUACACUGGUAAACAAAAGCACAUCACAGUCGCCACCAUUUCCGAGACGUUUAAACUAAUUUGCCAACCAAACAAUUACAGCACUUUCUACGACGACAACCGCCAGAACUGGUCCCUCAUGUUUGACACGGAAGCAGACAAAUGCGAUUUCGGGCGUCAGUUAACUGUUUGUAAAUACAAUUCGUGGCGAAAGUCUUCAGCGGACGAGCCAUCGAUUCUAACACAAGACCUGAUGUCUGGCAAUGAGAAUAGUGCUGUAGUGACACAACUGAAUGACAAUAUAGAGCUCCGGUAUAAGGGAUGGCUGUUUGACGAUAACCAAGGUUUAGGCAAAGUGUUUGUCAGUAUUGAUAGCAAAGUGAAAAAGCCGUUUAGAAUCAAAUUAGUGGACAAAUGGGUGGAUAUUCUGAAGGGUAUGCGAAUCGGUAGCAAAAGGUUUGCCAUAAUCUCUGAUAAGUUGAGGGAUGAGUUGAGAGAGCUGUUGGAAAGCGCACCGUUAGCUCAGACCAGUAGAUAUGGGUUUGAGUUUGAAGUCGUGAAAAUCCAGAGCAGAUCUGAUGCCAAACCAGUGGUUGAGACAAAAGAGCGCAAGAAUUCCUUCACUGAAUCCACUGAUAGCCAGAAGAGAUCGCAUUCCAACUCUUUGAGUGAUUCCGUCAAAGACGAGACACAGACAGCGAAGCCUAAGAGUGAUAUCUUGUCGCGAAUGAGUCGAAUGGGAGGACUGCCUAUACUUCCCAUGAGAUCCGAGCCGUCAGUCGCCGUUAAGAACGUAGAAACCGAUGAUACAACUGAUGCCCCGGAAGAUGAAGACACGAAACCAUCUCCAAAGCCGAGGAACAGUUCGUUGACAUCGAGCGGUAGUCAAGCGAAUGAAGUGAUGGCCGAUUUCGGUGGCAAAGACUCGAUGGCACAGAAUUGCACACAAAUUCCUGUCAAUCACUCAAUGACUUCCAGUUCAUACUCGACGCCAAUUCCGCCAUAUUUUGUGUCACAGAAUAUUGAGACCAAUCUGUCGAUACUGACGACCGAAACGCGAACUAAUAAUACAGAGAUUCGCAUGAAUUUGAGUAAAAUUAUAGAUAAAAUGGAUUCCCUGUCCGACAAAGUCAAUGAUAUUAAGUCUUCAUCCGCGUCGACACCAAUGAACCCGAUGUCGGUGUCGAGCAUUGGUUUCAUGGAUUCGGCGAUUCUGUUGAGUAGUAUUCAGCGAAUAGUUGACGAAAACAAUAGCCUUAAGAAGGAGUUGGAGAACAAGACAUCGAAUCUGCAGAAACUGAACGAAAAGGUUUGCGAUCUGUUGUCAACGCAAACCAUCGCCAGCAGUGGUACUCAUAAUAAUAGUCUACAAAAGGCUGAAGAGUUUGAUCGGCUAUUGAUGUCUGAGACGAGACUGAAGCGCGAGUUAACUGUUUUGACGGAAGAAUGCCAUCGAUUUCGGGCCAAAAAUGAGAGUUUGUCUGAAGAGAACCAACGGUUGAGACAAACGGUGAAUGAGUUGCGCACAGAAGUGGCCGAAAGACUGGCCAAUGAUAGCCAGCGCGAGCCCAAGGAGUUUAAGAGUCAUAUUAAACGGGCGAUGAAUGACGUGUUUCGUAGGUUUAGCGCUCAGAUCGAUGAUAAUCGGAGCUAUACUUCGGAUGAAAUGGUGGACAUUGUGUCCAAUUGUAUCCGGAGUGCGACUCUGGCUGUCAUCGACUCCAAUACCAAUAGCCGUACGAAUAGUCCGUUCCGGCAGCCGAUCGGUGAGAGCGACAAAAAUAGUCAACAAAAUAGCGGUAAAACUCUUGAGGAGAGCAAGAAGUUUGUGGGAAGUAGUGGUGAGAAGGAAGUGACGAAACCUCCAGUUCCGAGUCGUAAGACAAUCGAUGCCAACAAAGCCGUCAAUACGCCGGACACAGAGACUGCGAAAGUGACUGAAGAAACGAGUGAAUCGACUGAAUAACUAAAUAAUGAUAAUUCAAAGAUAGGAUGCGAACCUCUAAUGGAUAACUCAUUAUCAGUGAUAACUCAAGAUUUGACGCCUAUUAGUUCCCACUUCACCUCAAGAAGUUGUACUCAAAUCAAGGCUAACAACUAAAUACUAAUUUAUUUUUAUAUAUUUAGCACAC